Capronia epimyces CBS 606.96 is the source of this 1806-nucleotide messenger RNA. Its product is annotated as ferredoxin hydrogenase. Gene Ontology annotation, biological process: iron-sulfur cluster assembly. Lineage: Eukaryota; Fungi; Ascomycota; Eurotiomycetes; Chaetothyriales; Herpotrichiellaceae. The record is from RefSeq and is a predicted model, not a curated record. Bases 1 to 1806 code for a protein of 601 amino acids. The transcript has a single exon. Gene Ontology annotation, cellular component: cytosolic [4Fe-4S] assembly targeting complex. Gene Ontology annotation, molecular function: 4 iron, 4 sulfur cluster binding.
AUGAGCGCGAUCCUCAGCGCAGACGAUCUCAACGAUUUCAUCUCGCCUGGGGUCGCCUGUAUUAAACCCGUCGAGACCCUUCCGAAGCAGGAAGACUACAAUCCCUACGAAGUGACCACCGAGGACAAAGUCCAGGCGCAAAACCCGGCACCUGCAUCCAUCUCUCUGACCGACUGCCUCGCAUGUUCCGGCUGCGUUACCUCCGCGGAGGCGGUCCUGGUUUCCCUGCAGUCACAUACCGAAGUGCUCAACACUCUUGACUCAUACCCCUCUCUCGACGUCCGGCACCUGAUUGUGCGCCGAGAUGGAGAUGGAGUUGUCAACGGUCACACGCCGCCACCUGCGCAUGCGAAACUCUUUGUAGCCAGCGUGAGCCCGCAGGUCCGGGCAAGUCUGGCGGCGACAUAUGGCAUCUCAGAAAGAAAAGCUGGAUUUAUGAUUGAACAGUUUCUGAGCGGAACCCAGGGUUUGCGGAUAGGAGGCCAGCACAAGAGUGGUUUUACUUAUGUGGUCGACACAAAUCAGUUAAGAGAAGCGUGUCUCGUGCUUGGGGCAGAGGAAGUGGCAGACUCGAUUGCCGACAAGUCAAAGCCAAAGCCGGUCUUGACUUCGGCUUGUCCAGGCUGGAUCUGCUAUGCCGAGAAGACGCAUCCUCAUAUUCUCCCGCACCUGUCGACUUUGAAAUCUCCACAAGCACUCUCGGGCACUCUGUUGAAGUCGGUGCUGAGCAGGACGCUGGGGAUCCAUCCCUCACAGAUCUGGCAUUUGGCCAUAAUGCCGUGCUUUGACAAGAAACUCGAAGCCAGUCGAGAAGAACUUACGGACCGCUGGUGGCAGCCGCCGAAUGCACCGGACACGUCGAGUUCGCCAGUCCGGGAUGUCGACUGCGUUAUCACCUCCCGUGAGCUGCUGUCUCUCGCCGAUGCACGGGGUGUGCAGCUCUCUCAGCUACCAUUACACCCGCUCCCUCCCUCCGACCGUGCUCCUUUCCCCGACUCAAAGAUCGCCACUUUCCUUUUCCCAAAGUCGAGGCGGACAACUGAACAGAACCCGACCGCUGGUUCUUCAGGUGGCUAUCUCUAUCAUAUCAUGGCCACCGAGCAGGCCAAUCAUCCUGGCAGCACGAUCACGGUGCAACGUGGCCGCAACACCGACGUAAUGGAGUUUCUGCUGCUUUCGGCCUCCGGUGAUACUUUAAUGAAGUGUGCGAGGUACUACGGCUUCCGAAACAUCCAGAACCUGGUCCGAAAACUCAAACCGGCGAAGCAAUCAAGACUUCCCGGAGCCGCAAGACGCGCCGCUACAUCUGCAAGUAGUGCAAACGAUCACGCAUACGUCGAAGUCAUGGCCUGCCCCGGCGGAUGUACGAAUGGUGGUGGACAAAUCAAAGUUGAAGACGUCGUUGCCAUCUUACCCCAGACGCGGGGCGAGGAAGUGACAGACACGACCAGUCCCCAGAGCCAGAAGGAAUGGCUGAGGAGAGUUGACGAAGCUUAUUACUCUGCCGAUUCGGAGGAGGAUCUCGACGACUGUGACGGAGAUAGGGUUAUGAUGAAUGGCCUUGCAAGCACUAACGGUGACCACCCUCCAGACGCCGGCAAGCCCAUUGUCAAUGGCAUUGAUGUCCCGGACGUGCGGGAUUUCUUAUGCCACUGGGCCAGCUUGGUAGGCGUGCCUUUGGAGAAACUGGCACACACCACAUUCCGCCAGGUCGAGAGCGACGUAGGCAAGAACAAGGCGAACGGCAAGCUAAGUGAUACAGAACGCAUUGCAAAGAUUGCGGGCUUGAGCGGCGGUGGCUGGUAG